This is a messenger RNA of Daphnia carinata, 4007 nucleotides long. RefSeq names its product mRNA export factor GLE1-like. Gene Ontology annotation, molecular function: transcription corepressor activity. Gene Ontology annotation, cellular component: nuclear pore; nucleus; Swr1 complex. The record is from RefSeq and is a predicted model, not a curated record. Gene Ontology annotation, biological process: DNA repair; poly(A)+ mRNA export from nucleus; chromatin remodeling. Bases 311 to 3904 code for a protein of 1197 amino acids. The transcript has 11 exons. NCBI's taxonomy places the organism in Eukaryota, Metazoa, Arthropoda, Branchiopoda, Diplostraca, Daphniidae.
AUUCGUGCAUUUUUCAUAUUUUCAUGGGGUUAUUUAUGUGUUAUUCCAGACUAGUUAUUCAAGAACCAAGACAUAUUUAGAAGUUGAUUUCAUGACUUGACAGCACUGUCGGUUUUCGCAUGGCGUAUUGAAUGAUUAUUGUUUGUCGGCUGUAUCACCUGUAUUGUAAAAGCUUUUUGGACUUUCUUAGAGUUUGUAGCUGUGAUACCUUUCUUUCUAGCAUUUCAUUUAUUGAAAGUUAAUUUGCGUGUUUAUGUCAGUAUUGCUAGUCGUAGUACGAUAAAGUUGAUACUGAAAAAAAGGAGAAGAAAUGGCCGAUGUUUUGGAUAUUCUGGAGUUGGGGAGACCGGGAACACCAGAGGUGACGAAAGAAAGUAUUAUGGGAACUCAAAAGCCGAAACCGAAAUACAAACCCAAAAAUGAAGUUUUACGCAAACCGGAGGGAAUGGCACGAGAGCUUUUCAAUCUCUUAGUCAAUGACAGUAAAGAUUCUGCACCGCUAUUCCCCACUGAUACAGGUAAAGGUUACAAGCAAACAAAGGCUCAAUUAGGAGUUCGUAAAGUGAGACCAUGGAAAUGGAUGCCAUUUACCAAUCCAGCCAGGAAGGAUGGAGCAAUUUUUCAUCAUUGGCGUAGAGCAGCAGAUGAAGGAAAAGAAUAUCCUUUUGCCAAAUUUAAUAAGCAAGUUCAUGUCUGUUCUUACACGGAUCAAGAGUAUCAUUUACUCCAGCUAGAUAAUUGGACAAGGCAAGAAACAGAUCAUUUGUUCGAUCUCUGUCGGCAAUUCGAUUUACGUUUCACGGUUAUCCAAGACCGCUGGGACAGUGUUCGUUAUUCAAAAAGAUCAAUUGAAGAAUUGAAAGAAAGAUAUUAUGAUAUCUGCAAUAUAUUAAACAAAGCUCGGCAUACUACAGGUCCCGAACCUAAGAAUAUUGCUUAUGAUGCCGAUAAUGAAAAGCGUCGGAAGGAACAAUUGAAAAGACUAUUUGAACGGACAUCGGAGCAAGUCGAAGAGGAAGCUAACUUACUUCAAGAGCUAAGAAAGAUUGAAGCCCGAAAAAAGGAUCGAGAAAGAAAAACACAGGAUCUUCAAAAACUUAUCACUGCUGCAGACAGUGGAGGCUCUGUCACGGGUGCUGCGACAGAUCAUUCCCCUUCAACACAUCGAGGAACCCCUCCUGACAAAAAACAACAGAUCAGAAAGAAAAAUACCCCUUUUGUUACGCCAAAAGCCAAACUUGAGCUUCUGCCUUCUGUGGAGACUCCUAAUACUGGAAUUAAAUUCCCGGAGUUUAAAGCCAGUGGUGUGUUUCUGCGCUCACAACGGAUGAAAUUACCUCCUAGUGUUGGCCAGAAAAAAUCAAAAGCGAUCGAACAAAUGUUGACAGAACUUGGAUUGGAAUUGAACCCAAUGCCUACCGAGGAUAUAUGCCAAAACUUCAACGAACUUCGUAGUGACUUGGUCCUUCUAUACGAAUUGAAACUGGGUCUCUCGACAUGUGAAUACGAAUUGCAAGCUCUAAGACAUCAGUAUGAGGCUUUAGCACCUGGAAAAACCUUGGAGAUUCCACCCUCCUUGCUUUCUAAUAAUGACCCAACGAUUCAGCCUGAAGAGAUUCCGACCCGACCGAAAACUUUGUCUGAAGUCAUCGACAUUGUUGGCUCCGCUGCCACACCUAUGCGCAAAAGAAAAGCAGCCCUAGAACAGAACAACAUGCUAAAGAAGAUAAAAAAUCGAAUGUUUAUCGUUGUAAGUGAAACUUGUUCAAAAAUGAGUGAAAAUAAUGGGCACGAAAUGGCAAAAUCUCCUUUAAAGGAAACUAUGACUUCAUUAAGUAGAACACCUAAGGGCCAAAUAGUAUAUGACCGUGAUCCUUUGGAACCCAUCAAACAAUCAACAUCAAAUAGUAAAUCCGGUGUCCUUUUGUCAGAGAACAUAUUUGACCAAAACCCUGCUCCAUCACCAGAAAAGUCUAUUAAUAGUCAAUACUUUCAGCAUCAGUAUUCUGUGCACCAUCCAAAUCCUGGUUUGAAUAACAGACCUAGCUUGUUAAUGGAUACUCCGGUACAGCAUACUGAAAAAAGCAUCAACCAGUUUAAAUGGCAACAAGAACUCUUAAUGAUGCGCAAUACUAAUCAGCUAGAGGAAACAACACCAGUCUAUAACUUGAGCAAUCAUAUGAUUAUGCGGUUGUUUGAGCUAAGAGAACAACAGCGUUUGUCAACAGCAACCAGCUUCAUGAAAAAAAUAGAAGAUUUCAAAGAAGUUUCUAGGAAAAGUGAUGAAGAGGAAUGUCUUAGGAAGAAGCAAGAACUUGAAGAAAGACUCGUGCCAAAAAGAGAGUCUCAGGUAGAUGUUGAAAGGACCAUCCAGCGCCUUCAAGAUGAAGCAAAACAGCGAUUUCGACAGAAAGAAGAUCAACUUGAUCAAAAACUAAAAGAAAUAAAGUCGAUUCAGGAAAAAGAGUUGCAGGAAGGUUUGAAGAAGAAGACGUUAGAGUUGCAUAGAGCGGAAGCAAAACGACGGAAAGAAAUAAGCUCUAGUAAAUUGGAAUCGCUUCUGAAAUUUCUUAGCGAGUCCAUAACCUCAUGCCAGGAAAGGGAUUCUUUUCUUCCGACUGUUCAAAUGAAAGUCGACCGCGUAGCUGCUUUAAAAGCUCAGUUUCAGGUUGUUGUAAACAAUGUAAACGAUGAAGAUCCCCUCAACAGCGCGAUACGCAGUGAAGACAUCCUUAAGCAGGUCGAAGAUCUUGUUGAAGUCAUCAGAGACGAUAUUGCGAGAAAUAAUGCCAUUGUUCAAGAGAAAAAUGCUUCGUCUAAGCGUCAACAGCCAGAGCCCGCCUUACCUUCGUCAGCAGUAAUGCCAGUUACCUCUUCUGCGGUAAAGCAAGAACAGCGAAAUGAUCAACUUGGUCGCCUUGAGAAGAAGACCUGUGACUCGAACGGAGGACAUCAGGACCUUGAUUUCGUUAGAAGGGAAGAUUUGUUAGUGUAUUCACAACUGCAAGCGGAACUUCGUCAGUAUGAAGCCAACACUGCUGCCUUUUCCAGUGAUUCAUCACUGAAGACAUUGAGAUUCGAAUUACAGAAAGCCGUCCUUCAUCCUGUCAACGAAAUAUCAGACCAGUCUGGGCAGCACCUUCAGGAUAAGCUCGACAGACUCAGAAGCCUCUUGCAAGGUAACGCUGUGCAUGUCGGGUCAAGAAUGGUAAGGGCUACCGAGCAUCCUGGAGGAUUAGAAUAUUGCACUAACUUGCUGGCGAGAAGAAUGGUAGCUCAAGGAGAGGAUCAAGUGAACGUUAAUCCAAAGGCAGCUUUUCCAAUUGCUGCCAUAAUUACCGAACUUUGGUUAGAAUUUCCUGUUUUUGGUCGCUUGGUACUUGCCCAUUUUUAUCGCCAAUGUCCAUAUCUUGUCCCAUAUUAUUUACCCCAGCAAGAGGGCCAAAGCAAUGAAGACUACUAUAAGUCUUUAGGAUACAGGUACAGUGGUGGAAAAGUGGAGCAACAACCGACGUAUCUGAAAAGAAUGUCGGGGGUUGUACGUCUGUAUGCGGCCGUUCUAAUUAGUUUACCAAGACGCAAUCAACCUCAUCCUCAUGGGUUAGAACAUGCCUGGAGAUACCUAGCCGCUCUCCUCAAUUUAUCACCGCGCAACGAUAUUACAUCCGCUAUUUUGGUCGAAUUCUUAACUGUAGCUGGUUCUGCAAUGUCAAAAGAAUACGGAAAACAGUUCCAGAAAAUGCUUCACCUGAUCUGUACCGAAUAUUUUACCAUGAUCCGAAACGUUACCCCCAAAGGUUCAGGAGGAGGUCCAGUUACUCGACUUGAAGAAUUUCUACAUGAAUCUAUCACAAAAGGAGGCAUUGCACCGCCUGCCGGGCAACUUUCUCCCCGAUUUUGGUAGAAUAAAUUAACUUGUAUUGUUGUAUGUAAAGUUUGUCAGAAUGCUUCAGUGUUUCUGUGUAAUUCCAUUAUUGUGCUGUUUACACAUAUCAGAAAAGGAAAAA